CGACGGUGCGGUCGCGCGCGCGAUGACGACGCGCGCGAUGACGACGACCGGGACGGCGAUGACGAUGACCGGGACGACGGCGCUUCGACAUCGACAUCGACGUCGACGUCGACAUCGACAUCGUCGCGGUGUCGGUGCUGUUCGCGUCGCGACGCACGCGCGAGAGACGUGGGCGUCGGAGACACCGUCGACGAGCGGACGAGACGAGCGCGAGCGCGAUCGUCGUCAUCACGCGAUGUCCGCGCGCGGACGGCGUCGACGCGACGCACCGCGAGCUCGAGCGACGGGGACGGGGACGGAGACGGGGACGGAGACGGAGCGGGACGACGAAGGCGGCGAGGACCGAGGCAAAGGCGAGGACGAAGGUGCGAUCGAUCCCGCGACGGCGAGAUUGCUUUUAUUUUGUGUGCCAUUGUUGUGGGCCACGUACGCGCCCGCGCUGCGCUACGUGUUCGUUUCGGAGACACCGCCUGGUUCGGCGGCGCUUUCGCUCGCGCGCAUCGGCUUGGCGCAGUUGCCGUUCGUUCCGGCGCUGCUCUCGACGAUGGAGCGAUCGAAAUCGGCGCGCCCAGGGGAAAAAGUCGAGGCCGAUCGCGCGAUUAGCGCCGCAGUCGAGCUCGGGUUGUUCAACGCCCUCGGAACGUCGUUACAGGCGUGGGGAUUAGAGCAUACGUCGUCGACGCACAGCGGCUUCAUCAUGGGCUCGGUCAACGUCCUCGUUCCGGCGCUCGCCGUGCUUCAGGGCGAUAGAGUGAGUCGAGAGACGUGGGCGGCGUGCUUGAUGACAUUCGUCGGCGUACUCGUGAUCGGCUUGGAUUCAGUCUCGAGCGGUGACGGUACGACGGCGUCGGAGUUGGCCGUGCAAGGUGACGGCGCGGCGUUUGCGUCGGCGGCGUGUUACGCGGCGCUGACGCUGCGCGCGGGCAAGUACGCCAAGGAGUUCAGUGCUUCGGAGUUGAUGGGUACGAAGACGUUGGUCAUGCUGAUGUUCAUGGGUACGUGGUAUGCACGCACUGUUUUCGGCGGUGGAUCCGCCGAAGACGCGUCGUUUGCGUUUUUAGCUUCGCCCAUCGUCGCCGCCGCCGUCGUGUACAGCGCCUUCAUCCCGGGCGCGUUGGCGAAUUACAUUCAGUUGAAAGGACAGGCGGGCGUGUCGGCGUCUGAGGCACAAGUCAUUUAUGCGAGCACCCCCGCGUUCAACGCUCUGGUGUCCGUGUUGGCGCUCGGUGAGACGCUCACAAAGUCAACGAUAAUCGGAGGCGCAGUGAUUCUCGUCGCGUCGCUCGCCUCAUUCUUCGUCGACGAAGAGGCCGACGAAGAGGUGGACAAGGGGUCGUAGUGUUUCGAAGUUAGUUGGCCACGCGCUCG
This is a messenger RNA of Ostreococcus lucimarinus CCE9901, 1368 nucleotides long. RefSeq names its product DMT family transporter: drug/metabolite. The transcript has a single exon. Bases 236 to 1339 code for a protein of 367 amino acids. NCBI's taxonomy places the organism in Eukaryota, Viridiplantae, Chlorophyta, Mamiellophyceae, Mamiellales, Bathycoccaceae. The record is from RefSeq and is a predicted model, not a curated record. Gene Ontology annotation, cellular component: membrane.